Penicillium canariense is the source of this 1404-nucleotide messenger RNA. RefSeq names its product putative nuclear envelope protein Brr6. Bases 1 to 1404 code for a protein of 467 amino acids. The transcript has 3 exons. The record is from RefSeq and is a predicted model, not a curated record. Gene Ontology annotation, biological process: nuclear envelope organization; lipid homeostasis. NCBI's taxonomy places the organism in Eukaryota, Fungi, Ascomycota, Eurotiomycetes, Eurotiales, Aspergillaceae. Gene Ontology annotation, cellular component: nuclear envelope; nuclear membrane.
AUGGAAUAUCGAACUGCCUCUGGUGGAACUGUUCCGAUGGAGUGGGAAUGGCAAGGAGGAGCCUCAGGUCCGGGCGACGUGACGUCCCCCUUCUACCAAAUCGGCAUACAGCACCAGCAAGACAACAAGAAACGAACUCACAGCGCCUUUGAUUCUCCUGGAAAGAAACAGUUGCCAGCCCUACGUCCUCCAAACCCGCAAUCCUCCUUCCUCUUCUCCCCGCAGCGACAACAAUCGGCGAUGCCAUCCAACUCGUCGGUGUUCGGCCAACCAGCUUUUACGACACCACGCAAGCCUGAAUUGGACUUUUCAUCGGGAGCGGAGAAUCUGUCUUCGCCGGAUAAUGCGGAUAACGAGGAUACCCCAGAGCAGUCAUCGAAGAGCACACGGCGGAAUUCACUAUUCAAUAUCUACGGCCGCUUUGCUCCGAGCCCUGGAAGGGGAGAGAUCCCACGCACCAAUCACUAUACAAACGCGGUCGCACGGCGUGUACAAAAGAAACGACGACGGGUCAAGGCGCUUGGGCGGCGAAUGCAAAUGGAGGACUACGAUGAUGAAAGUGACGGACCCAGCAGCCGUGAAGGACGGUCAGACAGAACAGGAACCCAAGACCGGACGUCGGCAACACAAAAUGCUCCUUCCAAGAUGUCGUCUUUCCGACAGAUGUUGUCCAUACUAGAAGAGCAUCCCAAUGUCCCUGCUAUCCUGUCAUGGUGGGCCCAGCUGUUGGUCAACCUCUCCCUGUUUUCGCUUGCCGUGUGGAUGGUCUUUGCAUUUGUCUCCGAGAUCCGCAGGGAAUUCGAUGCGGUUGCCAGCAAAGAGAUGGACACGAUUCUUGGUGAGAUCGCCAGGUGCCAUCAAGAUUACCUGGAUAAUAAAUGUUCGUCUGAAAACCUCGUGCCCGACCUCAAGAGGAGUUGCGCGAUCUAUCAGGUGUGCAUGGAUCAAGACCCGACCCAUGUUGGACGAGUUAAGCUUUCUGCACACACAAUGGCCCAGAUUAUCAACAGUUUUAUCGAUCCCAUUUCCUGGAAAGCAAUUACCUUCUUCCUAGCAACUAUCGGGACGAUGGUACUUGCCAACAACUGGUCCUUCCGCUACUUCAGAAACCACCAGCAGCACGGCCAGAGCUACCCACAACACAGCUAUCCCCCGCCCCCGUCAGCCUACGACCCAAAUCUGCAUGGCCAGCCCCUCCACCUCCAGCAGAACCCAGCGUACAGCUACUACGGCCAACAGGAUCCACGAGCGUCGCCCGCGAAGGGCUUUGCCGACAAGCAAGAACAACCGUUGAUGCUCGAGAACACCCGACCGAUGGACUUUGUCACAGAGCGCUCCCGCGAGCGAGAAGUCCAUCCCCGCACGCCGAGUCCGUCUAAGCGUAUGCAUCGCCAAUUCGCAUAG